Corticium candelabrum is the source of this 879-nucleotide messenger RNA. RefSeq lists its product as uncharacterized. The coding region runs from base 188 to 661 and encodes 157 amino acids. The record is from RefSeq and is a predicted model, not a curated record. The transcript has a single exon. NCBI's taxonomy places the organism in Eukaryota, Metazoa, Porifera, Homoscleromorpha, Homosclerophorida, Plakinidae.
UAAUAGUACGGCGCUAUCUGUUAAUUCCACGCAACAUUCAAUUCAACGAGCUUUAGAUGACGCUUUGAAAUCCAGCGUUAGGUCGUCUCUUUGUAGUUUGCGAGAACAAGCGCGUUUUAAUGCUGUCACAUUUCCUCAUGUGGGGGCUUGGUUGAGGGCAAUCCCUAACCCAAAUCUCAGCCUGGCCAUGUCCCCGCGUGAAUUCGUGACUGCUUUGCGUUUGCGCUUAGGAGUUCCAGUGUUUUCACCUCCCCCACGUUCAAUUCGCUGUGUCUGUGGCCAUAUUUUAGAUGUCUUUGGUGACCACGCACUUGGCUGUAGCAGCUCUCUGCGAAUCAGACGACAUGACGCCUUAUGUGACACCGUCUAUCACUGGUUGCUUGUGGAUAAUUCUGGGGUACGAAGAGAGCAGCGGUGUUCUUCUCAAUCCAUGGACAGACCAGGUGAUGUUUUUCAUCCCGACUUCUCUAACGGAAAGGCUGCUUACUUUGAUAUCUCAGUGCGAAAUUCAUUUUCUCCCUCACAUGUCAUCAAUGCAGCUGUAAAGGCUGGUGCUGCUGCUCAAGCUGGGGAAAUGGAGAAAGACGAACGCCACGACUCAAAUGUUUCCUCGUAUGGUUGCUUGUUCUAUCCUUUGGUUGUUGAGUCAUAUGGAGUCUGAUCAGAACAUAGUCUUGAACUGCUGAAGUCUAUUGCCAAGAAGUCUACUCUGUCUACAGGUCACAGUUUCAGCCGAGCUAUUACUAACCUUCAUGAACAACUGUCUGUGAAACUGUGGCAAUACAACUCUCGCAUGAUAACUGAACAUCUAGAUGUUUUGUCUGUAGCAAGUGUUUGUAGUGGUGUUUUUCAGUAGUGUUCCGUCCAUUGGGCGGUUAU